GUGUAAUUCUCUGGGAAGUAUAUAAAAGAUGUAUCUUAACUGAACAUCAACGACCCUUUUGUCUACUCCAUUAACUCUUCUUCUUCUUGUUAUUUCUGCUUCAGUUUCAACUAUGGAAGAAUCUCUGUUGCCCGGAGAGAGUAGCAGCAACAGUUGGGGACGGAUUCGGAAUCGGAGGAGGGUUGGUUCCAUGUUUGAUCCCAGAGAUGCUAUUGCUCAUGGAUCUGCUUAUCAAAAAGCUGCUGCUUUAGUUGAUCUUGCUGAAGAUGGCGUUGGUCUACCUGAGGAAAUUCUUGAGGGAACGAGCUUUGAAAAGGCAGCACAAUUGUACUUCAUGUUUACUCGUUUUGACUUCCUCUGGUCACUUAAUUAUCUUGCACUAGUACUUAUAAACUUCUUUGAGAAACCAUUGUGGUGCUCCAGGCAUUUAGCUGAGUCAUGCAAUAAUAGAGACUACUACUAUCUAGGACAGCUGCCAUUUUUGACUGGUGCUGAGUCCCUUAUAUAUGAGGGUGUUACUCUUCUUCUUCUUGUUAUACACAUUUUAUUUCCAAUAUCAUAUGAAGGCUUCCAUCUCUACUGGAGAAGUCUUCUCAACAGACUGAAGGUCGUUUUGCUGUUAAUCUUGGUUGCGGAUAUUGUGGUCUACAUUCUCUUUCUAGCAGACUUCUAUUAUCUUCCAUUCCGUAUUGCAUCCUAUCUCCGUGUGGUGUUCUUUAUUUUGAAUAUUAGGGAAUUACGAGAUAGCUUCUUCAUCCUUGCAGGAAUGUUUCGGACCUACCUUAAUGUUGUGGCUUUAACUGCGUUAUUUCUUCUAUUCUCGAGCUGGUUAGCAUAUGUCUUCUUUGAAGACACACAGCAGGGGAAAACAAUGUUUACUUCAUAUGGCACUACGCUGUACCAAAUGUUUGUUUUAUUCACCACAUCAAACAACCCAGAUGUCUGGAUUCCUGCAUACAAGGAAUCACGGUGGUAUUGCUUGUUUUUUGUUCUAUACGUGCUAUUGGGCGUUUACUUUGUUACCAACUUAGUUCUUGCUGUUGUAUAUGAUAGCUUCAAAAGUGAGCUUGUAAAACAAGUAGCUGAAAAAGAUCGACGGAAGCUAAGGACUUUGAAGAAAGCAUUUAGCUUGAUUGAUGACAGCAACACUGGGGUCCUCGACAAGAAGCAAUGUAUCCUUCUGUUUGAGGAACUUAACAAAUACAGAACAUUGCCAAAAAUAUCAGGAGAUGAUUUUGAGUCAAUAUUCAAUGAGCUGGAUGAUACUGGUGACUUUAAGAUAAAUUUGGAAGAAUUUGCCGAUCUGUGCACUGCAAUCGGACUAAGAUUUCAGAAGGAAGAUUCACUGCCAAUCUUUGAAGCAUGUCCGAAUUUCUAUCAUUCAGCAGCAUCUGAGAAGUUGAGAGACUUCGUCCGUGGCGAUACAUUUGAGUACAUAAUAGUGUCCGUUCUCCUGGUCAAUCUUGUUGCUGUUAUUAUUGAAACCACGCUCGAUAUUCAGAACAACUCAGGUCAAACCUUUUGGCAGAAGGUGGAGUUCACAUUUGGCUGGCUGUAUGUUAUCGAGAUGGCACUAAAAGUGUACACUUACGGUUUUGAGAACUAUUGGAGGGAUGGUCAAAAUCAAUUUGAUUUUAUCGUCACUUGGGUCAUUGUUAUUGGAGAAACAGCUACUUUUGUAGCCCCUGAUGAUCUGACCUUUUUGUCCAAUGGAGAAUGGAUUCGUUAUCUUCUUAUCGCAAGAAUGUUACGAUUAAUGAGACUCUUGCUGCACGUAGAGCGAUAUCGUGCUUUUGUUGCCACAUUUUUGACCCUCAUACCAAGUCUGAUGCCGUACUUGGGGACCAUAUUCUGCAUCUUGUGCUUUUAUUGCUCUCUUGGUUUACAGAUCUUUGGUGGGAUUGUCAACGCUGGAAACCCCAAUUUAGCCCAAACUGAGCUUUCUGAUAAUGACUAUUUGCUUUUUAACUUCAAUGACUAUCCAAGUGGCAUGGUCACAGUUUUCAACAUAUUGGUGAUGGGAAAUUGGCAAGUGUGGAUGCAGAGCUACAAGGAACUAACGGGGACUGCCUGGACUUAUGUCUACUUCGUCAGCUUCUAUCUUAUCUCAGUUUUGUGGCUGUUGAAUUUGAUUGUAGCAUUUGUCUUGGAAGCUUUCCAAGCAGAAAUGGAUCUAGAGGCUGCAGCAAACUGUGCGGAUGGUGAUGACAAGGAAUCAAGAAGUGAGCGGAGACGUAAUGUUGGCACUAAGACUCGGAGCCAGCGAGUAGAUUUCCUCCUGCAUCACAUGCUGAGUUCUGAACUAACAGAAUGCUCCCAUGACGAUCCAUAAGUUUACUCCUCCUUUUCUUCAUGCUGCCUUAUGCAGUCCUGUGAACAUCAGAAGUUGAGUUAUUUUGGUGGUGAAGCCAAAUUGGCAAUGUACAUUUCCAACUAGUUAUGAGUAUGUAUCGCGAAUUGUUAUGUGUUGUGUAUAAAUUCCAUCGAGCCUACGACAAGAUUGUAGCUGUUCCACUCCAUUCCUAGAUGUUAUUUAUCAGCAUCACACGCUGCUGUAUUACUCAGAUAUUGUACGAUGAUUUGUUUGUAGUUUUUUCACUCUGCUUCUCAAACAUUUAAAUGAAAACAUGAGGAAUGGAUUUAAACGAUUUUUCAUUUACA
This is a messenger RNA of Solanum lycopersicum (tomato), 2661 nucleotides long. RefSeq names its product two pore calcium channel protein 1B. The record is from RefSeq and is marked validated. Gene Ontology annotation, molecular function: voltage-gated calcium channel activity; calcium ion binding. Gene Ontology annotation, cellular component: plant-type vacuole; vacuolar membrane. Gene Ontology annotation, biological process: calcium ion transport; transmembrane transport. Lineage: Eukaryota; Viridiplantae; Streptophyta; Magnoliopsida; Solanales; Solanaceae.